Molecule: messenger RNA, 556 nt
Organism: Dermatophagoides pteronyssinus (European house dust mite)
Lineage: Eukaryota; Metazoa; Arthropoda; Arachnida; Sarcoptiformes; Pyroglyphidae
Source: RefSeq, a predicted model, not a curated record
GUUUAUUUUAUUUUGUAAUUUUGGUGAAUGAGAAUAUAUGAAUACUAUUAUGUUUAUGAAGAAUACUAUUUUAUUUUGCUAUUUCAUUCAACUGAUUGUCGCUAAUAAUGCUCAUGAUAAAAAGUCAUUUGACAGAAAUAUGAUACCAUAUAAAACAGUAUAUGGUGUACCAAGCAAAUGUAAAGGAACGUCCAAUCAUCAAACGACUAAAGAAAAUUAUCGAAUUUGUCAAAUAAAUGCGAUUGAAAAAUGGCAAAUAACAUUUAAACAUUAUUACACUGAAAGUUGGAAUUUUUGUUGCUUUGUAUAUGAUGUCCUAAAAUGCGAAACCAAAGUGUUGUAUGAAUGUGAUCCAGACUAUUCCGACCGCAAUGACAAAGAAACAAGACGAUUGUUUGAUAAAUCAUGUCAACCAAUCGUGGCGAAAAAACCUUGUGGCAAGAGUGAGGAUGGAGGUGAUGAUUGGAUAUGGAAAGGAUUAGCAAUUGGUGCAGGAGUCGGAGCAUUCUUUACACUGAAAGUUGGAAUUUUUGUUGCUUUGUAUAUGAUGUCCUAA